Molecule: messenger RNA, 1782 nt
Organism: Triplophysa dalaica
Lineage: Eukaryota; Metazoa; Chordata; Actinopteri; Cypriniformes; Nemacheilidae
Gene: dennd2db
Product: DENN/MADD domain containing 2Db
Exons: 12
Coding region: 43-1527 (494 amino acids)
Cellular component (GO): nucleoplasm; cytosol
Source: RefSeq, a predicted model, not a curated record
GUUGAUCUUCACUGACAGUUUGUGUUUGUGUGUCAGACACAGAUGAACGACAGAGAUCAGCUACACACUUUAUCAAACUGUGAUAUUCUGGUUUAUCAGAAACACACAACGAUGAAGAAAAUCAGCUCGAUGUUCUCAACACUACAGGAGAAACUGCACAGAGCCAAGAGCGUGUCAGACGCGAGCACACAUCACACGGGUCAGGCGAGUGCAGCGCCCCCAUCAGCUCGUGACAGGACACACAGGGGUCAGCUCUUCUUUGAGUAUCUGCUGGUGGUCAGUCUGAAGAAGAGGAGAGAUGGAGACGGUUAUGACCCUCAGAUCAUAUAUCAGUUCCCCAAGCGUGAGGUGAUGUGUCGUCUGCAGCGUGAGGAAGAGGAGCGAUGCAUGAAGGCCGUUCAUCUCUUCUGCUUUCCGGAGGGCAUCAACUGGGUUCCUCUUACACAAUACCACAGUGAGACCUUCUCAUUUGUUUUGACUGAAGUUGACGGCAGCAGGAGAAACGGUUACUGCAGGAGAUUACUGCCCAAUGGAUCAGGUGCUCGAACUCUUGAAGCGUACUGCAUCAUCAGCCGUGUGGCCUGCUUCGGACUCUUCUCAAAGAUUUUUGACGAGGUGGAGAAGCGAAGACAGAAAUCAAAGGCCAUGAUUUAUCCCUUCAUGCAGAGUCUGCGUGAGUCUCCUCUGCCGGCGCCCGGAAACACCGUCAAGAUCACCAGCUUCAUCCCAGAGUCUGGAACAGAGGUCAUCAGUUUGACUCGUCCGGCUGACUCCUGGCUGGAACACGUGGACUUCCAAACGCUCUUCCGCUGUCUGACGGACGAAGAGGUGCUGCUGGUGUUCACCGCCGUCGUGAUGGAACGACGGAUCGUCUUCCUCUCAGAGGAGCUCAGCACUCUCUCUCAGGUUCUUCACGCCGUGGCCGCUCUCUUGUAUCCGUUCGUCUGGCAGCACACGUUCAUCUCCACAGUUCCUAAAGUUCUGAUCGACGUGUGUUCGGCGCCGACGCCGUAUCUGCUGGGCGUUCAGAAGAACAUGCUGGAGCUCAUCACGGAUCGCAGUGAUCUGCUGAUUGUUGAUCUGUCGAAUGGAGCCAAAACAAAAUUCAUCACAAAAUUAGGAGAUGAGGAGUCGAUCUUGCCAGUUAAACUCAAGGAGGAAGUGUUGCUCGUUCUGUCAGCACGCAAACACAAUGCCUGCACAGAUGAACUUAAUAAGGUGGUGUCAGAGGCGUUUCUCCUGGUCUUCAUCAGAAGUGUGGGUCAUUUCUCACAACACUUCAAACGCUGCGGCAGCGGACGACAGUUCCAGAAGAAAUCUUUCCUCAAAGGCGUGGAACACAAAUCUCAUCUCAACUUUGUCACGCAAUUCAUCCAGACGCAGAUGUUUGAUCUGUUUAUACAGGAGGAGGAGACGCAGACAAACCCCAAUGGUACACAACACACACUUUUAUACUAUAUAAACUGUCUAUUUAGAAACAAACACACACUCAGAAACAUACAUGUUCAUGUUCAUGUUUUUAAGUGAUUACAUCAUGAAUUCUUGUUACUCAAAGCAGGAAUCUCACAAAACCUGUAAUGAGUUUAAAGAAACACUCUACAACUAUUUUUAGAACCAUUAAGAUGUUUAAGAUUGUUACACUGUUUCCGUCACAAUUUAUGACAAUUUUGAAAAGAUCCAACAAAAAAAUCGUAUUUAUAUAGCUGAACUGAGGAAUAAAUAAAUCAGGAGAAUUAUAUAAAUAAUUAAUAUAAAUGUAAUAGAUAAUAGUAUUUUUUUCUU